Messenger RNA from Durio zibethinus, 2789 nucleotides. Its product is annotated as digalactosyldiacylglycerol synthase 1, chloroplastic-like. Gene Ontology annotation, molecular function: digalactosyldiacylglycerol synthase activity. Lineage: Eukaryota; Viridiplantae; Streptophyta; Magnoliopsida; Malvales; Malvaceae. Gene Ontology annotation, cellular component: chloroplast outer membrane. The record is from RefSeq and is a predicted model, not a curated record. Gene Ontology annotation, biological process: galactolipid biosynthetic process.
UCUCAGUUCCCCCUCCCUCUUCCCUUUCUCACAUCUGCAAAUCCCAAAAAAAUUAAAAGGGCCCAAAAAUAAUUAAAAUUCUCUGUUAACGGAAAACUGAGAACGCUAGCUGGGUUUUCACGCCAUGGACAACGAGACUCAAACUACGGCGGCGGCGACCUCGAAUUCUAGUGCUUUCUCGUUCAUCUCGAAGGGGUGGAGAGAGGUCCGUAACUCGGCCGACGCGGAUUUGCAACUCAUGAAAGACCGGGCCAAUUCGUUCAAGAAUCUCGCGGCGAGUGUUGACAGGGAAAUCGAGAACUUAAUCCAGUCGGCGGCUCCGACUUUUUCGGUACCAGUGAUCCGGCAAUCCUCGGAAAUCGACUUCAUGAAGAAGCUGCAGCCUAAGAUAUCGGAGUUUCGGAGGGUUUAUUCGGCGCCGGAGAUUAGCCGUAGAGUGAUGGAGAAAUGGGGGCCUAGGGCGAAGUUAGGGAUAGACUUGUCAAGGAUAAGGAGCGCAAUGGUGGCGGAGGUGGAUGAGAACGAGGCGGAGGAUAUGGACGGUAUUAUCGAUGUUACUAAGGUUAGGAAAGGUAGGAGGGCCUGGUUUAGAGAGGAAGGGCAAUUUGGGGAUUGGGAACCAAUUCGGGCCUUGAAGACAAGGUUAAGCGAGUUUGAGAAGAAAAAUUCUUCUGUUGAAAUUUUUGGUGGGUUUAAGAAUAGUGAAUUUGUGGAGAAAGUUAAAUCCAGUUUGAAAGCAAUAUACACGGAGCCUCAGGAGUCAAAGGAAGUACCCCCACUAGAUGUACCAGAACUGUUAGCCUAUUUGGUAAGGCAGUCUGGGGCUUUUUUGGACCAACUUGGUGUUAGAAGAGAUAUAUGUGACAAGAUAGUUGAAAGCUUGUGUAGCAAACGGAAAAACCAACUUGUUUGGCGUUCCCUUGCCGCUGGAGAACCGCCUACUGUCGACAAUGAUAAGAUAAAUGAUGAACUGGAUUUAAGGGUUGCCAGCGUUCUUCAAAGUACAGGGCAUUGUUAUGAGGGUGGUUUUUGGACAGACUUUGUGAAGCAUGAUGUCUCAGAUGGGAAAAGGCAUGUUGCCAUUGUGACAACUGCCAGCCUCCCAUGGAUGACAGGAACUGCAGUAAAUCCACUUUUUCGGGCAGCAUACUUGGCAAAAUCGGCAAAACAAAAAGUCACGCUCUUGGUUCCCUGGCUUUGCAGAUCCGAUCAAGAACUUGUUUAUCCCAACAAUCUCACUUUCAGUUCACCAGAGGAGCAGGAGAAUUAUAUACAUAACUGGCUUGAAGAAAGGGUUGGUUUUAAGGCUGAUUUUAAAAUCUCCUUUUAUCCGGGAAAGUUUUCGAAAGAAAGGCGAAGCAUAAUACCUGCUGGAGAUACUUCUCAAUUUAUCCCAUCAAAAGAUGCUGACAUUGCUAUUCUGGAAGAACCUGAACAUCUGAACUGGUAUCAUCAUGGUAAACGCUGGACCGACAAAUUCAACCAUGUUGUUGGUAUUGUCCACACAAAUUACUUGGAAUAUAUUAAGAGAGAGAAGAAUGGUGCUCUACAAGCCUUCCUUGUGAAACACAUCAACAAUUUGGUCAUUAGAGCAUAUUGUCACAAGGUUCUUCGUCUUUCUGCUGCAACUCAGGAUCUACCAAAGUCUGUGAUUUGCAAUGUUCAUGGUGUAAAUCCAAAGUUUUUAAAAAUUGGGGAGAGAGUUGCUGAAGAAAGGGAACUCGGGCAGCAAGCCUUCUCUAAAGGAGCAUACUUCUUAGGCAAGAUGGUCUGGGCAAAGGGAUACAAAGAGUUGAUAGAUUUGCUGGCAAAGCACAAGAAUGAUCUUGAUGGUUUCAACUUGGAUGUGUAUGGAAAUGGUGAGGAUGCACAUGAAGUUCAGAGUACUGCUAAGAGGUUGGAUUUGAAUCUUAAUUUUCUGAAAGGAAGAGACCAUGCAGAUGAUUCUCUUCAUGGGUACAAAGUCUUCAUAAACCCCAGUGUCAGUGAUGUGCUCUGCACAGCUACUGCAGAAGCACUUGCGAUGGGAAAAUUUGUAGUAUGUGCAGACCAUCCCUCAAAUGAGUUCUUCAGGUCAUUUCCCAACUGUCUGACUUACAAGACAUCUGAUGACUUUGUUGCUAAAGUAAAGGAAGCAUUGGCAAAUGAGCCUCAACCCCUUACCCCUGAGCAAAGAUACAACCUGUCAUGGGAGGCUGCUACCCGAAGAUUUAUAGAAUAUUCAGAGCUUGACAGGGUUUUGAAUAAUGAAGAUAAAUCUGCAAAAUUCAGAUCAAAUGAAAAAAUAAUUGCAAAAUCAGUUUCAAUGCCAAGCUUUUCGGAGAUGGUUGAUGGUGGUCUAGCAUUUAGCCACUACUGUUUCACAGGGAAUGAGUUCCUUAGACUUUGCACUGGAGCAAUACCUGGUACACGGGAUUAUGACAAGCAACAUUCUAAGGACCUUCAUCUCUUACCUCCACAGGUGGAAAAUCCUAUUUAUGGCUGGUAAGUAGAUGUAAAGCCUGUAUUGACAAUUAGUCACACACUGCCGGUAGAAGCUGCUAACCAUGGUUGUUAGUCUAAAGGUUUCUUUUGCUUCAGUUAGCUGUAUAUUUGUUUCUGAAGACAGAUAUCUAGACAGUUUAGAAUGAGUUUUGUUCUGUUUUCUGCCUUUCCUGCCGUUUCUGUUAAUAGAUCAAAAUAGAUACCAAAAUAUUUUAAAUAUAGGGAAACCGAGUGAUCAUAUGUUGUAAGUAAUUAUGUUUUAGAUGUCAGCUCAAGCUGUAAUAAAGUGAUGGCAAUUUUCCUUC